AUGAGCAGCACAUGUCUUCAGAGCGGCCAUCUCGCGUUGCUCAUCUUCGCGGCCAUAACUGGUACCCUGCUACUGGUGGUGGGCUUCAUCGUCGCGUUUUGGUUCUUUUACUUGAGGAAGAAUGGCAACGGUAAGUGGUGGUGAUGAGGUCAUUUGACUAGUUUGAUGUGAUAUUGGUAAUUUUAUCUGUUUUAUUGCUAUUUAUGGUCAUAUUGUAAGUAUGGCCAAAAGAAAAGAGGUGUGUAAGAGAGAGAAAAAUGAUUUUUUUUUGUAAAUUUUAUUCACUUUUGUCACCAAAAACCAUUUUUUGACCAAUUUUUAUGAAAUUUUAAGAUUUCAUGUCUUGUUAAUAUAUUUUACUGUAGUUUACUGUAUUUUUUCCAGAUGGAAAGUUGUUUUACAUCAACAGAAAAACGCCGAUAGAAAUGGAAGAUGAUGGAGACAAAGAAUCUUGCAAGGUAAUAUCCACUUUUAUGUCAUUUAUGUCUUUUUUAUAUCUUUUCGCACUUUUACUUCUUUAAUAUAAUGUCUGAUGUAAUAUUAUGUAUUUUAACUUUACGUCAGUAUGUCCACAAUUUUAUAUGCAAACUUUAGAAAGAACGACCCCACUCAAUGUCGAGCAACCCAUCGAUGACCCAGAAGUCGAUCGAGCUCACUGGUCAUUCCGUCUACAAAGAAGCUACAGGCCAAAACGGAUUCUCGAAGCUCUACGAACUCGGAAUCACCAUCUCCAAGGCUUCAGACAACAACUUCAAGGUGGAAUCUGUAGAAAAAAGUGAAUCCCAGUUCAUUCCUGGAGACACGCUUCUUCGUGUAGCCUUGGACCUGAAGCAGCUACCGUUGGAGAAAGUUACCGCACUUCUGGAGCUUCUCGCACCGUUCAAUGUUAGUGUAGAAGCACUGAGAUUGAAUCAGACCGAGAUUUCUGUAGAGGCUGAAGUUGAACAUGAUUCUACAGGAGAGGUCACGAUGCCAGAAGAUAUUAAGAUGGAAUCAGUAGACAGUGUGGAUUCUGAUGAGAAACAGAAUAACAAUGAAGUCUUGAAGAAGGACGCCGUAACAGAAGAAGAAUGCAAAAAAUAUGAUUUAAAGACUCCAGAAUUGAAAACGGAAUCAAAAUCAGCUACUGAACUACAUCAACCGCCAACUUCACACCCUGACGAACACGGUGACAAUGAUACAGAAGCCAAAGCGGAUCCAGAGAAAAGUGAAGAAAAAGUGGAAGCUCCUGAACUUUCUCCUCCACCUCCGACCAGCUCUCCACCGGCUUCACCUAUUUCCGGACGAUCGAACAGAAACUCGCAGGCUUCAGACAGCGGACGAAGCGGCUCCGACGAAGAAACCCGCAGACACGCCACCAAGAUUCCGACGCCCAAAAUGAGCAACAGAAGCCUGAGGAUGAUGAACAAGAGCCCCGAUAACUCGGUAAACAUUAUUUUGAUGGUAACUCGGUCAAAAAGUUGAGAGAAAUAGUAUAAUUUGGUCAAAAAGUUUAGAGAAAAGCCUUUAUGACCAAUUAUAUUGUACUCUUAUACCAAGGAUACUUUUUCGCUUUGUACAACUAUAAGACAUAACUUUCAGAACAAUGAGAACAUGAACAUAAUCUACCAAGAGAUGCAGAGCAAACUCUCCGACUGUCACAAGGAUUCAGAUGUGCUUGUAGUAAGCAGCGAAGAAACGGACGAGUACGGUCUGACAACAACACAAUAUAACACUCUGGAGAACAAUAGGAAGCGACUGGAACGAGAGCGACAGCAACUCCGCGAUCUCGGGAUUCUCUCAUAA
Bursaphelenchus okinawaensis is the source of this 1785-nucleotide messenger RNA. The record is from the annotation of a GenBank genome assembly. NCBI's taxonomy places the organism in Eukaryota, Metazoa, Nematoda, Chromadorea, Rhabditida, Aphelenchoididae.